AUGUCAUUUGGUGGAAAUAAAGAUAGUUCACAACUGCAACAGUUUGUUGUCGGUGGUCUCGGAGGUAUGGGUGCCGCCAUUGUCACACAUCCAAUCGAUUCACUAAAAGUUAGAAUGCAACUUCAAGGUGAGAUGGAACAUACAAUCAAGCCAUCUGCUACUACCCCAGGUUCAACAACUACAACAACUACAGCAACAACAUUUAAACCAGAGAAAGGUUCAUUUAGAAUGCUUAAACAUAUUCAUGAAACUGAAGGAAUCUUUACAUUAUACAAAGGAUUAUCAGCAUCUCUAUUAAGACAAGCUACAUAUACAACAACUAGAUUCGGACUUUAUGGUGUAUUUAAAAAUGCAUUCCAUAUAGAUAAUAAAUCAUCACCAUUUCAUAUGAAAGUUAUGGUUGCAAUGUUGGCUGGUGCUGGUGGAGCUAUUGUAGGUACACCAGCAGAUGUAAUUAUGGUUAGAAUGCAAGCAGAUGGUAAGCUACCAGCUGAUCAAAGAAGAAACUACAAAGGUGUAUUCAAUGGUUUAUAUAGAAUUACAAAGGAGGAAGGUUUAUUCAGUCUGUGGAAGGGUUGCAGUCCCAACUUGGUCAGAGCAAUGUUUAUGACCGCCGGUCAAAUCGCAUCGUACGAUCAAGCCAAACAAAUGAUGUUGGCAUCCGGUUACUUCCAAGAUGAUUUCAAUACUCAUUUAACUGCAAGUACUAUUUCAGCAUUUGUAGCAUCAUUGGUAACGAGUCCACUGGAUGUAGUUAAAACAAGAAUCAUGAAUUCAAAGAAAACGGUUGGAUCGGAGAAACCACUGUAUAAGGGUACAAUCGAUUGUUUUUAUAAGUCUUCCGCCGCCGCCACCCCAGCUCAACCAACCGAAAAGGUCCAACUCGCCAGAGUCACUGAAGUCAUCUGCCGUACUGGUUCCCGUGGUGCUGUCACCCAAGUCCGUGUCGAAUUCUUGAACACCGAGAAGCCACGUUCCCUCUUGAGAAACGUCAAGGGUGCCGUCAGACUUAAUGAUAUCCUUUGUUUGCUCAAAUAUAAUUGGAAUCAUGUCAAUCAUGAUGAUAAUGCCAAUCUAAACAACAAUAAUAAUAAUAAUAAUAUUGAGGGAAAGCAAGGUAACUAUGACAGAAACAAACAUCGACUUGCGGGUAAUGAUGCAAUAUUUAGUACAUGUGUGGCUGUUGGUGAUAUUAUGAGAUCACUGCUUGGUCCUAGAAGUAGAGAUAAACUACUGGUUAAUCAAUUUGGUGAGAUUAUCAUAACAAAUGAUGGUGUAACCGUAAUGAAAUCAAUGAAUUUAGAACAUCCGGCAGCAAAGAUGAUGGUCGAACUAAGUAGUUCAAUGGAUGAUCAGAAUGGAGAUGGAACUACAUCUGUUGUAUUGUUGGCUUCACUUUUACUAAGGAAAUCACUUUCAUUGAUACAGGGCAGUGCUAAUUCAUCAUCAACAUCAACCAACAACAAUCUCUUUAUGAUCACAAGUCCUAUGCACCCAAUAAGAAUCAUACAUUCAUUUAUGAAAUCAUCAAAGAUCGCAUUACAAUCAAUCAACGACAUCUCGACAGUAGUUGAUAUUGACAGUGAUCGAGGUAGAGACAUAUUGCUAAACACUGCCAAGACCACUUUAAAUUCAAAAUUGAUAUCACAUUUAUCACCAACUUUGGCAAAUUUAUCUGUAGAUGCAAUACUGAUGGCGAAGAAGAGGUAUGGAGAUUCAAUGACAACACAAUCUAUCAAUAUAUUCGGUGUUACCGGUGGACUUCAGAGUGAAUCCAUCAUUACUCAAUCAAUGAUUUUCAACUAUACAUUUCUAAAUCAGUUGUUUGAUCCACCAACAAAGCAACAAUCUCAUAAAUUAGCAUUAUUAAAUAUAUCAUUUACAAAGCCAAGAUUAAUGUCAUCGACAACAGAAUUUGAAUAUAAUAGUGAUCAUUUCAAUAUGACUAAUCUUGUUCAAGAGGAAGAGAGUGCAAUCAAAUCGGUAGUAGUCGCACUCAAGAGAGCAUCCGUUACCAUUGUUGUUAUGGCCGAGCAACUCGACAGUCAAUCAUCACUCUCUAAUCUAGCACUAUCCUAUUUCUCUAAAGCAAAGAUAUCCGUACUGAAGCCUUUAUCAAGAUCUGAACUAAAUACAUUCUCUGAAAGAAUUGGUUGUAGAUAUAUAUUUAGUGAUCUACAACAGUUAAAGGAUAAGAAUAUCAAUGAUAGAUUAGUAACAUUUAAGAGUAUCAGUCAGAGGAAGAUUGCCAAUGAAUAUCUUUUGUUUUUUGAACCACCAGAUGUUGAUGAUGUAUCAUCACAGAAUAAGAAUAGUGCACCAACGAUUAUCUUGAUGGGUUCGACGUCGAUCGAGUUGGAAGAGUCGAAACGUGCAUUGCAUGAUGCUCUCUGUGUACUUAGAAAUUUGGUUAGAGAUCGAUCGGUUGUUCCUGGUGGUGGAGCAUGUGAAGCUCAUGCAGCUAUGAACAUCAGAAUGCACGCCAAACAAUUGUCAUCUCCACAAGAAGCUUGUGCGAUGAUGGCUUUUGCCGAUGCACUCGAAGAGAUACCGGAAACACUCUGUUUUAACGCCGGUCUAAAUCACCUGCAAUCACUGAGAUCUCUGAAAUCCAGUCAUCUUUCCAAUCCUGACAAUAAUAAAUUCAACGGUAUCAAUUUGAAAUCCGGAGAAAUUACCAACAUGUUUGAAUGCGGUGUAUUAGAGACAACUUCAAAUAAGAUUUCUCAAAUAUCUAUGGCAAAUGAAAUUGUAACAUCAAUAUUGAAAAUAGAUGAAACCAUUUAUUAUAAGAAAUAA
Molecule: messenger RNA, 2799 nt
Organism: Heterostelium album PN500
Lineage: Eukaryota; Evosea; Eumycetozoa; Acytosteliales; Acytosteliaceae
Product: Coatamer protein
Exons: 14
Coding region: 1-2799 (932 amino acids)
Biological process (GO): translation; protein folding
Cellular component (GO): chaperonin-containing T-complex; ribosome
Molecular function (GO): ATP-dependent protein folding chaperone; structural constituent of ribosome; ATP hydrolysis activity
Source: RefSeq, a predicted model, not a curated record